CUUUAUUGAAUCUUGUUCAGUCGUCCACGCCUCCUUUCCUCGCUAAAUCUAAACAAUCGAACCACGGUCAAGUUUGGCAACGACCGCAACGCGCGGAUUCAACCACCGCCAAUAUGGAAGGUCUUGUGGAUCCAGAGACAAUUUACACGAAGCAGAAUUGCAUCGGCGGCGGGAGUUUUGGAAAAGUAUAUAAAGGUGUCGAUAAACGUACCGGAGCCUCUGUUGCGAUCAAGAUAAUCGACGUGGAAAAUGCUGAAGAUGAGGUGGAAGAUAUCAUCCAAGAAAUUGCUAUCUUGUCGGAGCUCAACUCGCCCUAUGUGACCAGGUAUCAUGGCUCGUUUUUGAAGGGCUCUAGUUUAUGGAUCGUCAUGGAGUUCUGCUCGGGAGGUAGUUGCUCAGACCUGAUGCGCCCGGGCACAAUACCCGAGGAGUACAUCAUGAUCAUUCUGCGAGAGUUGCUUCGGGGACUGGACUACUUGCAUAGCGAUAAGAAGCUACACCGGGAUGUCAAAGCUGCCAAUAUCCUUCUCACAUCUAAUGGCCAGGUAAAGCUCGCGGACUUUGGCGUCUCCAGUCAACUGUCAGCAACAAUGACCAAGAAGAAUACAUUUGUGGGAACCCCGUUCUGGAUGGCACCAGAGGUGAUCAAACAAUCGGGUUAUGAUUACAAGGCCGAUAUCUGGUCUCUUGGUAUCACUGCAAUUGAGUUGGCGAACGGAGAGCCACCUUACUCUGACAUUCAUCCUAUGAAGGUGUUGUUCUUGAUUCCCAAAAACCCUCCCCCGACUUUGCAAGGGGACUACAGCAAAGCCUUCAAGAACUUCGUGGAGCUUUGCUUGAGGAGGGACCCGAGGGAGCGACCUUCAGCCCGGGAGUUGUUGGAGCAUCCAUUCAUUAAGAGGGCAAAAAAGACGACAUACCUAACCGAGUUGAUUGAACGCUACGAGCGCUGGAAUACUGUUCAUGGCAACAAUCCGGCCGAUGAGGAGGAGGACAAUUACCAAGACCCGCCAUCCAGGACCACCCCAGUCGACGAAGAGGACGAUCUCUGGGACUUUGGCACUGUUCGCCCUGCAGGGGGGCGAGCUCCUGCGCUGAAGCCCAUGAAAGAAGCAGACAUGAAUGCACGAACUCAUGAUAUUGCUGAGCAGAACCCCAAGGUAAGCAGUCGCAAGGGGGUUGCGAGGGAGAGAAGCAAUGCCCCAACUGUGCCGAUGCCGCCAAAGCGUAAUGCUGCACCCGUGCCAUCGUCGCCAUCUAAGAUCCCUUUGCCUCCAUCUCCCAUGAAGUCUUCGGCCUCAGAGUUCAGACCACAUACACCUUAUGUACAAGAUCCAGCUGUUCGCCAGCCCAAGGAAAGCCCUGGCAAUGAGUACGAUAGAGCUCUGCAACAAGCGUUGGCCGAAGACUUGAGCUUUCUUAACCUCGAUCAACCGCCAAAUAUUUCCAUUGCCUCCUCGAGAGACCGACACGUUACCCCAGCAACACAGGGAUACGAGAGGACGCAAUCAUCACGAUACACAGAAGACACACCCUUUCAAAGAAAUCCUCCCGCCCACGCAGUCACUGGCCCUUCCAGUCAGGCUUUCAUACCUGUAAUGGAAUCGACACCGCAGCGCCAGUUGUUCGCACCGCCACAGCCACAUUCCCAACCUCCUCCAACACCCAGACAUAUGUCGCCGCCGUCGCCAUCGUCGCGAUCCCAGCCUGUGCCAGUUCCAAAGAACAUACCCAUCCCAAUGAAGCAUAGCCAAAGCCAACUUCACGUCACCACCGAUGACUCCUUUGAUAAUGCUUCGCGGACAAGCAACCAAUCGCCACAGUCCCCUGCGGUCGAAAUUACUGCCUUGAACAGUGUAAUCAUACCUGCCCUAAAGGCUGCGAUAUUCCGCCGCGGACGCCGUUUAGAGCUUCUUGCCCGCAACACCGCUGGCGAAGGGGGCACCGAUGCAUACAAACAACAGUCACGUCAGUACCACGCCCAUGAGAUGAUGGAGUCUCUUGUGGACGAUCUGUGCGGGAUGUUCACGAGAAUCGAGCGUUGGGAUAAUGAGGCUCCCGUGGGAAUGGGCGCUCAAGUAUCAUCUUUCUUAGAGGGGUUUCUCGAAGAAGUCCUUGUUCGGAUUGAGCCAGCCGACGAGGAUUCAAACUCAAGUGGAGCUUGAUUCCCCUUACUUUCAGGGAUGAAGAUUGGUUCGGUCCUAGAACUCAGCCCUUUCGGUGCUAACGUUGGCCUCGCCUUGAUCCACACGACACUAGCAUUAUGCUCCCAGCCAUAUCUGUUCCUAUGA
This is a messenger RNA of Aspergillus homomorphus CBS 101889, 2291 nucleotides long. RefSeq names its product putative Ste20-like serine/threonine protein kinase. Gene Ontology annotation, biological process: protein phosphorylation. The coding region runs from base 114 to 2165 and encodes 683 amino acids. Lineage: Eukaryota; Fungi; Ascomycota; Eurotiomycetes; Eurotiales; Aspergillaceae. The record is from RefSeq and is a predicted model, not a curated record. The transcript is spliced from 5 exons. Gene Ontology annotation, molecular function: protein kinase activity; ATP binding.